AGUUUCGCGCUUUGUUCAUUCAUUUUUAUCGUCAAAAUUACUUUUUGUUGUGCUAUCGUUUCGACCCUUUUUUAUCUUAUAUGAUUCUACAACUAUUCAUUACGCUAUCUUGUAAGUUUUAUUUAUUUCUGAAACAUCUGUUAUACAAAAAUAUGGUAGUAAUGAUGACCAGUUUAUGAGAUUCUUUCAAGAUUUUACAGGCAAACGUACGGGUCUUUGAACAUUCGGGAUUUUCAGUUUCAGGGUGCCUCAAGUUCCCGGACGUGGAUUUCACUGGAGCUCGAAAUUCGAAAAUUUGUAGAUAUUGUUUUGAUCCACCGGAAGUGAGAUACAAAAAGAAAUGGAAGUGAGUGAAACGAAUAGCCAUGAUGGACUGAAUGACGUUUCUUUGCAGCAAGAAACAGCCUGCACCGUAGAGUCAAAAGCUCUUGAAGAAAAUGGUGGCGAUCUUGCCUUCCCUUCCACGUUUUCUCCUGAAACUCAAGUUGGCUGUCAGCUGGCUGCAUUGGGUAAGAAUUUUAUGAUAAUUAUUCUUGGCUUAAAAAUAUAUAUACCUUGCUCCUUUGGAGCUAACUAAGAUUUUUAGUGGAUAUUUAAUGAAUUUAACCCGCAUUUUAUAAGGAGCUAUGUUGCUCAUGGUCCUUCUGUCGAGGACGAGUUUGUACGCGUUUCGCGCGAAAAUAUUAUGCUCAAGCUUAGAUUGUCCGCGAGUUAAUGCUGUUUUUACUCUCAUGUACAGCAUUUCGGUACAUAAGCUAGCCUAGAUUCAUUAUGGCCGGACUAAGUGAAUACUGAACAUGAAACAGAUGUUCAUUGAAGAGUCUUUCUUUAGUCGUGUGUGUUCGCGUGUGAAGCGAGGCUGAGCGGGUAGUGGUCAGUCAGGAUCAGAUGUCCAAGGUCCCAAGAGAUGGGUACUUGAACAUGUAGCAAUUUGCGAUGCUGCGGGAGUGAUAAAGUGUGAGAUAGAGGAUGCUUUCCCUUUACUAAGAAAUUUCAGUCAGGAUGUAAAUCCAAGGCAUUCCACUAGAAAUUCCCAGGAGUAAGAGGAACUUUGGGCAUUUGCCAUUAAUACAAAAACCUUUUGGGAACUUUGAUGGCGAGGUCUGUUGUGGUGAAGAAACGUUUUCAUUUGACGCAAGAUCCAUUUGCUCCCCUGUCUCACCAAAAUUCAAGAUGGGGAGACAGAUAUAGCUGUGAAUUGCCUGUAUCCAUAUUUUUCACCAGAGAAGUUUCCAACUGGAAUACAGGACUACCUUUUCAAAGUUCAACUUUAAAUUCCCAGAAAUAUUGUGUAGGAAUUUCCAUGCACAAAAUUGUGCGUAAUAAUCCAUAAAUGGAAAGCAUCCUUUGAAAGGAUAUUCUUGUUUUCCUGUUGUAAAAUUUUUCAGUGGAGAUUUUGGGUUUAGAUUUUUGAGUUUUCAUAUCAAAGGUUCGUCAGUUCUAUGCUAUUCAUGCCAAUUUAAUUUCCUUGUCUGAGAUUUGUGUUGGUAAACCAAAGUUUUUAGGAACAAUUUGUGUACAUAGUUUUCACAUUAAAUCUGUUCACUUAUUUGUUAAAACAUUAGCUGGAGUGAAGAGAAAGCAUGCUUAUCAAACAGAUGACCAAGACAACAAACAUAUUCAUCUUGAUCAAGAGGCAGCGGCUUCAGAUGGGUUUGCUGACUUGACAACUCUAGUCAACAUGUCUUCUGCAGUGUCGCUUGCUGUUUCUCAGGUGAGAAAUGUACCAGCCCUUCCAGUGUAAUGUCAAUGCCAUUAUAGAUAUUAUUAACUUGAAAUAAAUAAAAAUAUACUAAAUUCCUUGUUCUUUGUUGUGCCUACUUUAACUACAUUAGGAGGUGAAUUCACAGUCAUUUAGUAACACAGCCAUUGACAGUAGUGGCCAAAUUGCAGCACUCUCUCAAGAACCAACCAAUGGCAGUUUAAGUUUAUCAGAAGCAGUGGCAGCUCUCGCAACAGGACACCUGCAGUCUCAGGAGACCGCAAUCAUUCCAGCAUCCCAGCCUGUUGUUAUGAGUGACAAUAAUAACUCUGUUAAUCAGGCAUGGUUCACCACUAAAGAAGACAAAGACAACCUCCAUGGAAAAGGUAAUCUUAGUCCAAGUAAAAAAAACAAAAUUUAAUGUACAUGUAGGUUGCUAUGCGCCACCAGCCGGUGGGUAUUUUUUUCUGUCAUUUCUGAUUUUUUAUUAUUGCCAAUUGAUUGCUUUCUUUACAAAAAAAUAUUUAUUACACUGCCCAGCUCAGGGAUACAUGUAAGUUGAAGUUCUUCAGUCAAAUAUUAAUAAAAUAAUGAAACAUCAGGUAUUGAUUAUAUUAAUAAUUUUGUAAACACAAAUUUGGUUCAUUUGGAUACAUAUUUUAAACAAAAUGAUGCUUCAUACUAUAUAUCUCAAUAGGUAGGGUGCAUUGAAAAUUAAUGUCAAGAAAGGACUUAGAUAAACAAGAGAAAUGGCCCUAAAAAAUGAAACGGGCAGGGAAAAGAAUCAUUUGUUUCUUUUACUUGGCCUUAGUACUAGACAUGACAAGAGCAUAGUGUAGUUGCCUACUAAAACCUAAAGAACUCUUUUAUUUUGCAUGGCUUUUGUUGAUAGAAAGGAAAUUAUAAACCUUUCAAAAGAAACAAAAUCAUUUUUAAAUAAUCAUUAGGCUUUGAGUUAGCCGUAAUGAUAUUUUUCUGUUUGGGAUAUACCUUUUGUCUGCAAAGUAUGCGAAUUUCUGUAUAUCAAAACUUUUGUUUGGUGCGUUUUUUGAAGGAGUCAAGUGGAGGCAAGGAAUGUGGUCAAAAGAAGAAAAUGACCAAUUAAAAGAAAAUAUACUUGAAUAUUGUCAGGUACGUUAAAAUUAUCUAAGAUUGGUUUGUCUAAAAUUAAUCAAAACUUUAGAUUUUUGGUUUUUUUUAUGGUAAAUGACAAUAUUGCUCAAGGUUUUUAAAAUCAGGUUUCUCCAUGAUAUACAUGAAGCAUGCUCAAGAUUGUUGAUUGUAGUCUUCUGUUUAACAUGUUAAUGUCGCCGCUCCUGUGUUAACGUAAAUUGAUUAUGCAGUUCCUGUAAUAUAUUAAGGUAAAAUGCAAAGAAAGACAGCACUCUGUGUUCAAUGUAUGAGGCAUUGAACUCAUUCUUUUUUUUGUCUAUCUUUAUUUUUAGAUCAACAGCAUUCCAGAUCCUAAUAUCAUCAUAUUUGAGAUGACAAAAGAUGAUCGAAAAGACUUUUAUCGAACAAUAGGUUUCUAACUUUUUAUAAAAUUUACAUAUUUUUUUAUUAUGCCCUUUUGUGUAUUUGAAUAGUACACUGUAUAAUAAUUAUUUAUAUUAUAAUGCUGGAAUUAAGGAGAGAUUAGUUGUUCAUCACUUUUUGGUGCUAUAUUGCCAUUAUUUUUUUAUGUGAUAAGUGUCAUGAUAAUUUCUGAAUUUAUUCCGCUUUUCAGCCAAAGGUAUAAGGCGUCCUCUCUUUGCCAUCUAUCGUCGUGUGCUUCGCAUGUAUGAUAGAAAGAACUACGUGGGAAAAUAUUCGUCGGAAGAAGUGCAGCAGCUUAAAGCAUUAAAAGAGAAACAUGGAAAUGAUUGGGCUACCAUUGGUGCUGCGAUGGGUCGGAGUGCCUCAUCUGUGAAGGACAGAUUCCGACUGAUGAGAGACCAUUGCCGUUCUGGUUUGUCUUAAGCUUUCUCAGUCAUCAUAAAACCAACUUAUCAAAAUUCACCUUUUUACUACUUGUACUGAUAGAUUUUCAGUUCGCUAUGCCUUUGGUGUUAAUGCUGAGUGAGAAAUUAAGUGAUUUUAAUUUUUCUUCUUAAGGCAAAUGGACAGCUGAGGAAGAACAAAAACUGUCCAGUGCUGUUCAUGAUUUAAGCAGUACAAGAUCAGGUGACCUGAUCACAACAGGGAUAUCCUGGGCAGCUGUGGCUGAACAAGUUGGAAGUAGAUCAGAAAAACAGUGUCGAUCAAAAUGGUAAUGUUCCUCGAUCUCCUUUUCUAAAGAAUACAUGAAUUUGUGGAGGAAAGCAAAGAAUUGUUUCUAAUAAACGUAGGCAUGAAUUUUUAUUAUAAUAUUGCUGUAGAUCUACUUCAAGGAAAUGUCCACCAUUAUCCUGAAAAUCAAAGAUACAGUUGAAGCUGUAAAACCAGUUGCUUAAUUUUACAAUAUCUGUUGUCAUCAUCAUUUCUGUUGUUAGUUAAGUUAACUCCCAUUAUAUUCAUUAUCUGAAUUCCUCUUAUUUGCAAAAACUUAAAAUUUUGUGUCAUCCUGUAGGAAGCUCAAAAAUGUAAAUCACUUGAUAUAUCUCCAUACAGGUAUGAAAGCAAAUUAAUCAUAAUUUUUCCUCAGGUUAAACUACUUAAACUGGAAAGAGAAAGGUGGACAAGAAUGGACCAAGCAGGAUGAGAUUAAUCUUAUCACAAGGUGAAGAUUUGAUGCAGCUGUCUCUCUCUUGCCUUGUAUUAACAAUUUUGCCACAAAAUUACUGGAACUUCCUUUCUAACACAAGGUUUGUUUAGGGUGACACUCCUACAACAAGCCCCCUGUUGUCUUUAACAGAUUUUCUGUAUUGGCUUAACUGAACUUAGUUAUUGUAUCUUCGUUCAUGAGUAUUAGACUUGGUUACACAUCUGAUGGUUACUUUUAUGUAAUAUUCCAGCUGUUAUGAGUAGAACUGUGUAAUAAGUUUUGUAGAUUUUUAUGGUUAAAAAAGUCAGAUCUUUUGCUGAUCUAUUAAUAGUUUAAGUCAGCCUUGUUUUCUUUAACAUUCUUACUCAAGGAUUCAUGACUUGAAUCUCCAAGAUGAAAAUGACAUAGACUGGAAGGCCAUGGCAAGUGAUUGGCCCAGGUAAGUGAAAUGUUAGGGUAUCAGUACACAUGAGUGCCCCAAGGGUUUCAAGUGAAAUAGCUAGUAGCCUGAUGUUAUGAGGCCCUGCCAGGGUAAAUUCCGACAAGCCACAUGGCCCAAAAAGUAGCGACAGUGGGUAAAACGAAAUCACGACAAGAGACAACCUCCCUUGGCCAAAUUGCCACAGUGACAGCAAAGCUGACAAUAAGCGACAAGCAUUUAUAAACACCGACAUGAGACGUUUUAAAAUUCAGAUGGGCGACAUGGGACCCCCCUGGCUCCCCCCCUGGCUCUGUUAUGGCAACUGUUAUCAUAUAUGGCUUGACUGGCCAAAGAAUAAACAAUAAAGCUUAUGAGUUCAGAGGUACACACCCAACUUAAACUGGGCUAAGCAAGCAGUACUGAUGGCGCAUAGAAACCUACAUGUAUUUUUUAAUUUGGGCAACAAAGAAAUCUUAGGUCUUGCACAAAACUUUAAUACAGGGAACCCAGUAUUGAAAGGGUCAGACCUUUUGGGUAGCCCAUAUUGAUAAUCUCUCUUAGAGCACAGCCCUGCCCAAGAGGGAGGGAAUUCAGAUACUGCUCAGAAAAACUAUCCAGCCCCAAAGGCAUCCAAUAAAAUGUUUCGUUUUCCUUUAUUUUAGUGUGCGCUCUCCACAAUGGCUCAGAAGCAAGUGGUGGGCUUUGAAAAAACAUGUUCCUGAAAUAGAGGCAACAUCUUUUGAAGCCAUCUAUUCUUAUUUGUACGAGACCUAUACUGCAACACUGCAGAACAAAAUAGAUAGACAGGAGGCAAGGUUUAAAGGCAACCAUCUUCCUGGUGUGUCAGCUGUUAUACCAGCUGGAAGACCAGUUCAUAUAAAUCCAAUGUCAACAGGAGCUGUCACAAACUCAGGAAUUUGUCACACAAUAACAGGUACAUUAAUGCACUUGUGAUGAUGAAUAUUUUCGCCAGAUGCAAUCAUUCCCUUUAUCCUGAUUGCAGGUUAAGAAUUCUGUGUUCUCUCCUCUCAGCUUGGGAUCAUUCUAAUUACUAAUGACCAGGAGCAUUAUCUUUUAUACAUAAAUCCUGCUGUCUGUGUUUCACCAUUACACAAGCAAUAAACAAAUCACUAAAAUAAUAAUUGAUAAAGUAAUAAUCAGUAAUGUUGAAUAUUUAAUACUAAAAUGAUCUUGUCAUUGUUAUUUUAGUUAUCAGGAAAUAACAUUGAAAAAAUAUUAUAACAAGACUACUUUUGUUUCAUGUAACCAAAAUCAUAUAAUUUUGUUUCAUCAUUAAAUUUGAAAAUGGACCAUUUAUUUUGUAUUGCAGUCAGUAGUGAUGGUUCAGUUACAAGAGAUGAGACAUCUCCCCUCCCCACUGGUCACAGUAGAUUUGAAGUAGUACAAGUCAAUGCAAUACCGACACAAGAUAUAUUCAAUAGCCAGUCCAGUGUGCAGGGGGCUCCAUCAUACAUUAUCCAAGCUCCUGCAGGACAGACAUACAUCAUACAGCAACCUACAGGAAGUCUGGUAAGGCAGACACACAGUGCAGAGCUGGCUACAACAUCAGAGGGAAUCAGUGGUCAGCAUCAGCAGGUAAGGAUUGGUGCUUUUUAUCAAAGUAAGUUGAUUAAGAUUACCUGGUGGUUGAAGUCCUGAAUAAGACUGUUGUUCACAGUGAGUGAUGGUUGACAACCUGUUUGGUAGUAAUCUUCAGAGUUCCUUACUUCUACCCUUGAAAUGACUACCACACAGGUCAACAAAAAUCACCAGUCACUGUCAACAACAGUCCUAUUCAGGAUUACACCCACCUAGAUGAUUAUAUUCUACUUACUUAUAAUUAUGACAUGACUCCUUGAUUCAAACUAUUUACUAGCUGUGCUAUAUCACUGUUGGUUUGUUUGCCAGCAUUUUUUUCUUUUUCAUUCCAGUCAAUUCAUUUUGGGCUAUAUAUACAUGUUUGUUUUAUGAUCAAAGGAAAUGAAUUUAUUUUAUGAGUAUCUUGGAUUACUCACUGUGAAUGAAACCCUCCAGUGUUAUCACAUCCAGAAGCUUAAAUCAGGUUGUCAGUUAAUAUAGACACCAUAGUGUCUGUAUUAUCUGGGUGUCCAUAUUAAGUGGGCUCUCAGAAAAAUGUCGUGGACACAUAUUUUUUUCGAUAAUAAUAUGAAGACUAAAGUAGGCAUUUUUACAAGAGAACCUGGCUUAAUUUUUUAACUGUAACUUGACAAGUUCAUGAUGUUUUAGUAUUGUUCUUGAAACACAACAGUGCAAUCUGCGCAGGUGGACUGAAUAUUAGACAGAAAGCUCUGAGAAGUCAUUUGCUGUUUCUGUUAGGUUUUCACCAGGUGUCUGUAGAGCUUGGUUGCACUGUAUUGUAGUGUUUCAGUGGUUUUGUAGACACUUAAUAAGUUCAUGACACUCUCUCUUGACCCUGUUCUUCCAGGAGGUAGUCAUGACAACAGCAGUACUUCAGACACAUCACGCUGUACAAACUCUCCCUGAGGUUUCACCUGAAUUCACACAAGCUAUAGUACAGACAGACAUUUCUGGUCCCAUUACUGCAUCAGAUCUGACGCACACAGUCAUUGAUAAGACACAAACUGGUUUACCGCAAAAUGAAAUAGAACAGGAAGAUGAAGCAAGCAGUGUGGAGCAGACAGGUGUGGCAAACAGUACAUUAGACUGCAGCCAUGGAGGUCUGACUACUGAGCUUCAAGUGGAGAGAGUGGGUGACAAGGAGGUGCAGGCUGUAAAACAGACAGGUGCAGUUAUAGUUAUUGUUAAUUAUUAUUAUUUUUAUCAUUAUCUAUUAUUAAUUCUUAUUGGGUGGCACUGGUUACCAAUAUGUAUGGAAGGGUUACUAAUGAAGAAGUCAAAACCUCCUCUGUACUGAAAAAAAAAGCUGUUACUGCUUUGAACACAAAAUUAUUCAAUUCUUGAUAGAUUGAACUUUCUAUCUGCAAAACUGGGUGCUGAUGUAAUAAGCAAGUCUGGUUUCAUUCCUUUUUGGUCGGUCAAAACUUGGUAAGGUAAAGCAGAUCCAGUAGUGAUAUACCUCUGUUGUGUUUUCUUAACAUUCUGCGCAGGUUUAUUACCAGCGGCGGAUAUGGGGAUCUGGGGUGUGCUUUGAAACUUGAACUAGUCUGUACUGUAACUUUAGAAGAUAGAAUAUGAGGAUCUGCAGUCGAAAUAUUGUAUACCUCAGCCUUUUUCACGUUUUUUGAUCAGUCUUUCCAGAAGCGUUUUUGACUAUAAUUCUACUUUUAUCACAUUAGAAAAAAAAGGGGAAAAUCGAUAAACAAUAGUAGCUGUGAAACUCCGUGCAAGUCCGCGGCUCCAACUACCCCCUGCGGACAAUACAUAUAUCCAUGACUAGUAUAUUUUAGUGUGAGUAUUGUCAAUGUUUUACAUUCAAAAGAUGCGAUAAAUUCAAACUAAAAUCUACAAAUCUACUAAUCAUGGAGGUACGUAUAGUGCGCAUUAUUUUGGAAAAAUUAGCAUAACGUCAAAACAGUGGAUGUUGUAACGCAGAUUUUUGACCGGUUCGUAGGAUAGGUUUGUCUUGAAAUUUCAAGGUGUUGCAGGGAAUCAAUCUUAAUGAAAGUUUCAGACAUUUUUAUACACAUUAUAAAGAUUAUGUGAAGGGAUUUUAAAAAAAUUCGUUCGAGUCGUUUCGGAGAUAUACAAGAAAGCGCGAAAAGUCCAAAUUCUGAAUGAAGUUGCACUUAUACAGGUGGUGAGAAAACGGGUUAGUUUUCAAGAUCGCAAGAACGAAAGUACACCAAAAUUUCCUAGCAUCAAAAUAUGAUAUUAAGCAUCAUUCUCACGCUACUUAAUAAUAAUUUGAGUCCUUUAUAACGUGUUUAUUAAAUAAUCUAUCACGGCUAUUGAAAAUUUAAGGUUUGAAAUAUAUUUUCGUUUUAGUCGAAUUCAAACAUACAGAAUUUUUUACUUCUUACGGAGAUUGUUUGCUAAACACCAAACUUCAAGUUCCUAGUGUUGGAUUUUCAGUAGCAGGUCUAGAUCACACAAAAUUCGGCUUUUAUCAGUUUCAAAGUUUUUCGUUUAUUGUUGUCAUAGUAAUAUCGAUUUUACUUAAAACUACAUUUUCACAAAUUUCAAUGCAUAGCCAAUUACUGGUGAAAAUUUUAUAGCGAUUGGACAAGGAAAAAAACACUUUUUAGGCGAUUGAAAAAUGUCGGUAUGGCCUCUGAAAAACUGUAUCGAAACACCUUAAUUGCGUUGAAAACAACUUAAUAGUCGUGACAAAGUCAUAAAUUAUUAGAUGCCUUAAGCAUUUCCUAGUUUAAAGUAAUGCUAAAGCUUUUCAAUUAUGCUUUUUUUUUCUUUCUAGGUCCUGCAGCGAUCGCUCAAACCUUAGAUGGAAAGCAUCUCACAGAGACACCAGCUGUACACAUGCAUCAAGUCAGUUCACAAAACAGAGAAGUUGUUGUAAGCCCUGAUCCGUUAGAAGACGUUCACGUGACUGUAAUCUCCAACAUGGAAACGAGUCUGGCAGCUACGUUAUCGCCGUCCUCUGGAAUAAGUAUUUCACAGCAGCACGGAAUAUCUGCGGCCAAUAAUCCCAAUGAUUUGUCUGUAAGUGCGAUGGUUCCACAAGUAACAUUACCGGAUGAGAUUUUACAAUCGCAGUCAGAUGAGCGUGGGGAUCUGUCUCCCACUGAAACAACAAGUGUGAUGAUGGUGUCGGAAAAUCCAAUGACUGUGACAUCCACUCUUCCUUCGCAAAUCCUUCAGCCACAAACUGAAGAUAACACGAACUCGUCCCACCCCUCCUGUUCGGCAGGUAGCACUGUCUCUAGUAAUUUAAAUGCCAGUGUGGCUCUUGCUAAUAUCGUUGCUGACACAGGUGGGCUAGAGCAUUCUGACAAUUGGUUGGACUCUUGUCAAUGACGAUCGAUUGCCUUUUACCACCCCUCACCUAUCACCCUUCUUAUGUGACAAGCGUGGGGCUCAAAUGGAAGAGUACAUAAUUACAGCGUAGCUCCCCUCGCCUGUUACAUUACUUGUCAAUAACGGUUCAGGAGAACUUCAAAAUGUUGGAGAAGCCCAUAUGGGCACAUAGUACGAAGAGGCGGACGGCUAUCUUUGGUCGAGAUGCUGGGUAAUCAUUGAACGAAAGGAGACACUAUCUUGAAAAUUUAGUACCUAACUUUACGAGAUUGGUAUUUUGUCUUCGUCAAAAUAGUCCUAAAACGAAUUAGAGAGACUCGAGGAGAAGGCUGAAAGUCAGGAUAUUUGUCAUAUGAAAAUCAUGGAAAUCAGUAUUUUGCUAGCUUUCGAACUCAUUUUUGUUGAUGGCGAACUGGGGUUGGAGAGUAACUUUUGUUCCUUGGUCGCACGGGAACACUUCAUUGGCAGGUUACACACAAUUACUUGACCAACUGGUGGUCUGAAAAAUAUGACAUUAAAGAAUUGCGAGAUAGCGUUGCAAAAGAUCAAAUAAAGUGCCUUAUUGGUGGCGACAUAUUUUAGUUUUUGCAUUGCGAACUGAAAGGACAAAUUCUGCAUCGUGUACGCAGAUAUAUAAAAGUACGAAACGUUCCUGGUUAAUCGUCACACUUUAGAGAGGAUAUAACAUGACCUUGACUUUUAAAAACAAAACUGCUGAACGUGUUGCAAACUAAAAUAAGUUUGCUGUUUUCACCAGUGUCACCCAUUUAAUAGCUGUGAAGCUAAAUCCCUGGACACUUAAAUAAAGUUAUCGUCAUUAUAAACAUCCUCCUCGUCGUCUCGUUGUCGUUAUCAUCAUCAUUAGUACUAUUUUUUGUUAUUUUUAUCAUUUUUAGAUCUUAAUCAAACAGAGAUAACCUUG
Molecule: messenger RNA, 10645 nt
Organism: Porites evermanni
Lineage: Eukaryota; Metazoa; Cnidaria; Anthozoa; Scleractinia; Poritidae
Source: the annotation of a GenBank genome assembly